Caenorhabditis bovis is the source of this 711-nucleotide messenger RNA. NCBI's taxonomy places the organism in Eukaryota, Metazoa, Nematoda, Chromadorea, Rhabditida, Rhabditidae. The record is from the annotation of a GenBank genome assembly.
AUGGAAAAUAGCAAAUUGGAAAAACUGAGUGAGCCGAAGAGUUCACUUGAAGAAGAUGAAUGGUUGUCAAAAUUCAAGAAAAACGAUAUUAUCCAAAAGCAGUAUUUCGUGGAAGACACAAAAUAUCUCACAUCAUAUUUGGCAAACGUGCGCUGUUUGGCAGAUAGUCUCACCGCCAUUUUCAUUUCGAACGGAACGUACACCAAAGAAAAAGUGCCCAGUCUGAACUCGAGCUUAUCGACGAAAAGUGUAUGGGAAGACCUCGGCAAAAGCCUGGCGGACGUUGAAUUUCUCGGAAGCAAUAAAAAGGAUGCUAAGGACAUUGAGAAAAUUUGCCAAAAUAUUGCCGACGUCGAAUAUCGAUGGUUUAAAAAUGCUCAAACUCGAGAAAAAUCCCAUCAUUCAACGAUAUUCAAAUCGGCAAUUGAAGAUCGAAAAACGAUUGACAUAAUGGACAAAAAAAUUCAGAAAUCACUUGUUGAAAACGCUCAGAUUUUACUGGAUCUUCGCGAGCAAGGAAUCAAAUACACAUCGGCGAUCGAGAGAUUGGAUAGUGAGUGUCUUGAUAUGUGUAAAUUUCAAGCUUCACUUUUCAACAAUAUUGCAUCCCAUUUUCGACAUUUGAAAGAGAUUCUUCCGCUAUUUAUUGUUCUUGCGAAGAAUCGAAGAGAUGCUGCGAGAGGACUUGAAAUUGAAGACGACAAAAAAUAA